CCUCUCUCUCUCUCUCUCUCUUGGUUAUCUUCUUGGGUUUCUCUAUUUUGUGUUUUCAAUUCAAGCUUUCAACAAUGGCGGAUCUUGAGACUGUAUGCUGUAUGUGUGGCGACAUAGGCUUUCCUGACAAGCUCUUCCGCUGCAACAAGUGCCACCACCGCUUUCAACACUCGUAUUGCAGCAACUACUACACUGAAUCAAUCAGGUCGAUUGAACAAUGCGACUGGUGCCAAAGUGAGAAAAGAAGCACAAAACAUGGUGGUUCUGCAAAGAAAUCAGUGGCCGGAGAUGAAACCGCCACCACAACCAGUAGAUCAGAGAACCCCGGCUACAAGAUCAAGCGACAUGAUCGUGAAGGGAGCUCCGAGAAGGGAAAAAGUUCGAGCGGCUUGCCUUCGCCGCGGACUGCUACUCGGCGGUACAAGCUUCUCAAGGAUGUAUUGUGUUGAAUCAAAGACAUGAUCGUCGCAUCGAAGGCUUUGUGAAUUUAGUCAUAAGUACUUAAUUAUGACCUUUUUUCUUUUUUUGGACUGAAAAGUUUUAUGUGUGCUAUGGUUCUUAGUAACUCUAUGUAUUGGAUCGGAUUUGAAUGAGUUUCUUGCCAUUCUCUCUUGUUUUUGUGGUACUAUUUCAUUUUUGGAUAA
This is a messenger RNA of Ilex paraguariensis (yerba mate), 644 nucleotides long. The record is from the annotation of a GenBank genome assembly. NCBI's taxonomy places the organism in Eukaryota, Viridiplantae, Streptophyta, Magnoliopsida, Aquifoliales, Aquifoliaceae.